AUGGUUCGAUAGUAAAAUCAUAGAUAAAAUCGGUUUUAUUUUAUCUUAUCUGUGAUAUUUUCCGUAGUACUCUAUACGAUGCCGGUAAAGUUGUUAUUGAUAUCUAAUAGCAUCUGCGUACUUACCACGGUUUAUAUGCUGUGGAAUAGACUUAAAAGUGUGAUAAGUACUAACAAAAAUCAUACAAAAUUCAUUUUUAUUAUCAUGCUGUAAUAAAUAAAAAAAUAUUUAAAUCCAAAAUACUCUGUUCUCUAUGUCUAGUGAAUAUUAAAUCUUAACACCCAAAAUUAAUUCAACUCUGUCAUGUAUUUCAAUUUCACAAUUAAGUAUUUUUAAUUUAACUAUCGGAGUCAAUAAUGAGUUGUUUUAUGAGUAGAUUUUGCAGUCAUAGAUCUUUAAGUAGAUUGCACAAACUAUCCAACUCGCGCUCUUCACUUAUAAAUCCACAUUAUUAUCGUAGGAGAGCCUAUAAUUCAAGUGAAUCAUUGUUUUAUCCAACAGUAUUUACAUUAUCAGUUAGUACUGGUGCAAUUGUUGUAGCAUCUAUUUGUGAAUAUGAAAGAUUUUCAAGUACUGCAAAAAAAUUGUCAAAUUCAAUUUUUGAUGAAUUUUUUGUACAAAAUGCUGAAAGAAACAAUCAGAACAUAUUUUCACAAAUUAAAAAGUUGUGGUAUGAUUUACCAGCUUCAAGAAAAGUGUUUGCUGUUAUUGUAUCAAUUAAUGCUCUUGUAUUUUUUGCAUGGAAAAUACCACGAUAUGAAUCUGUAAUGAUAAAAUAUUUUAUGACUGAUGCUCUUGCUAAAAAAAUUCCAGUUUCAUCAUUACUUCUCAGUGCUUUCAGUCAUAGCUCACCAUUGCAUUUGUUAUUCAACAUGGUUGCCUUGAAUUCAUUCUGUGCCGGUGUUAUACACCCUUGGGGCUCAAUGUCUCCUGAAGAAUUUAGUGCUAUGUAUUUAAGUGCUUGUGUUGUUUCAUCUCUAACUAGUAUUCUUUUUAGAAGAAGUUUUGGUUUGGUUGGCAAUAGUUUAGGAGCUUCUGGAGCGAUCCUUACAGUUGUUAGUUAUUUUGCUGUGACACAUCCUAAUGAGCAACUAAGUAUAAUUUUUUUGCCUGGUAUUCAUUUUGAUGCUAUUGUUGGAUUAGGUGGACUUAUGUGUUUGGAUACUAUGGGAUUAAUACUAAGAUGGCAAAUGUUUGAUCAUGCUGCUCAUCUUGGUGGAGCAGCGUAUGGAAUUUUUUGGCAUAAUUAUAUAUCCAAAUAUGUAUGGGGAAACAGAAAAUAUAUUGUAGGGAAAUGGAUAAUUGCCAAAACAUUUACAAAGAAAUUAUUUGGACAACAAAGAUAACGUUUAACAAUAAUAACAUUUUAAAUUGCUCUUCUACAAAUAUAUUUUAUUAAUUCACUGUUGUUAAAAGAAAAAAAUCAAGUUUAGAAUAAAUGUAUAUUUUUAAUUUCAA
Messenger RNA from Daktulosphaira vitifoliae (grape phylloxera), 1458 nucleotides. It is a transcript of the gene rho-7, whose product is annotated as presenilins-associated rhomboid-like protein, mitochondrial. Lineage: Eukaryota; Metazoa; Arthropoda; Insecta; Hemiptera; Phylloxeridae. Bases 357 to 1346 code for a protein of 329 amino acids. The record is from RefSeq and is a predicted model, not a curated record. The transcript is spliced from 10 exons. Gene Ontology annotation, cellular component: membrane. Gene Ontology annotation, molecular function: serine-type endopeptidase activity.